Messenger RNA from Phaedon cochleariae (mustard beetle), 636 nucleotides. The record is from the annotation of a GenBank genome assembly. NCBI's taxonomy places the organism in Eukaryota, Metazoa, Arthropoda, Insecta, Coleoptera, Chrysomelidae.
AUGACAGGUAGGUACGAGAAGAAGCAUCACCAGGAUGAUGGUGACCAUGCCGAACACCCCAAUGGAGAGAAAGGAGAAAAUGGACACAAAUACAGCGAGAAGGGUUCCUACAAGAAAGGCUAUAGCACCAAGAGAGGUCUUGGCGUGCACAAGAACGACCAGUACAAAAAGGAGAAGCACUUCUUGGACGAGUACCACGAUUUUGUUUCCAAUUUUCACAUUACCGGCAGUGGACAAACAUUUCACAACUAUAGAUUAGAGAUCCAUUUUAAAAUUUGUGAAACUGGACAUAUAUUAGAGAUAUUCACAAGCUUGUUACUGGAAGAAGAGAGACUGAACUUUGAAUGGCAAUCAUCACUACCUGAAGACACUAAUGGGCACUAUCACGAUGAGAAAAUAUUCCACAAGAAACACUUUGAGGAACAUGACAGGUACGAGGAUAAGCAUCACCAGGAUGAUGGUGACCAUGCCGAACACCCCAAUGGAGAGAAAGGAGAAAAUGGACACAAAUACAGCGAGAAGGUUUCCUACAAGAAAGGCUAUAGCACUAAGAGAGGUCUUGGCGUGCACAAGAACGACCAGUACAAAAAGGGGAAGCACUUCUUGGACGAGUACCACGAUUUUGGUAAGCACUAG